AUGGAUGGAGUUAGUCCUAAAACUAUUAUCACUGAUCAAGACACUUCUAUUUCUAAUGCAGUUGCAAAGGUUUUUCUAGAGGUGAAUCAUCAUUAUUGUAUGUGGCAUAUUGAGAAGAAAGUUCCAGAGUACUUGAACCAAAUCUAUCAUCAACAUAGCGAGUUUAAAAAUCAAUUUCACAAGUGCAUUCACCAAACUAUCACUUCUUAUGACUUUGAUUCUGAUUGGGGAGCAAUGAUAGAUAAGUACGAGUUGCAAGAUAACAAAUGGCUAAAGAAGAUCUACUCCAUUCGAGAAAAAUGGGUUCCUUCUUAUGUACGUCAGAGUUUUUGUGCUGGAAUGUCCACCACCCAAAGGAGUGAAAGUAUGAAUAAAUUUUUUAAGGGCUUUUUGAAUUCAAGUACUCCAUUGAGCAAGUUUGUGAUACAGUAUGAGAAGACUCUUGACACACGUUAUAACAAGGAAAGAGAGAAGAAUGUCAAGACAAGGAAUUCAAAACCACUUCUACGUACUUUAUAUCCCAUGGAAGAAGAGGCUUCAAAAAUUUAUACAAGAAAAGUGUUCAGGAUAUUUCAGGAUGAGUUGGUUGGGUCCCAAAUAUUUAUCGCAGAGAAAGUUAAGUUUUUUGAUGAAGUUUCCACAUACAAGAUUCAUGAAAUUUACAAAGAAAAACCUAACUAUCAUGUGACUUUUCAGAUCAUUUCAAAAGAAGCAAAAUGUAGUUGUCGCAUGUUUGAGUUUGUGGGAAUUCUCUGUAGACAUGUAUUAAAUGUAUUCAUAAAGGAAAAUGUCUAUUCUCUCCCUUCUUAA
Messenger RNA from Medicago truncatula (barrel medic), 810 nucleotides. Its product is annotated as protein FAR1-RELATED SEQUENCE 5-like. The transcript has a single exon. The record is from RefSeq and is a predicted model, not a curated record. NCBI's taxonomy places the organism in Eukaryota, Viridiplantae, Streptophyta, Magnoliopsida, Fabales, Fabaceae. The coding region runs from base 1 to 810 and encodes 269 amino acids. Gene Ontology annotation, biological process: regulation of DNA-templated transcription. Gene Ontology annotation, molecular function: zinc ion binding.